AUGAUGGCCAGCCAUUCGCCGCAGCGCAAUCGUCCAAAGCCUCAGCCGCACCAGAGUUCUACCCCAGAUCGUGGAAUAACCCCGCCCCCUGCAUCCUACGUGGGCAACGCACCCAAUCCGGGGGUGCUCGCUCACACGCAAAGCACACCGAAUGUGAACGCCUCACAAGCGACUCACUUCCCCCGACCCAACAGGGCACAAGCAGCCCAGUUUCUCUCCUCGUUCCAGGAGAUGGAACACAAUUGGCAGAUGACUGAUGAACUGCUUGCCGAGAUUGAACAGGCAGAUAAGCAACAAACCCGCAGCCAGGCCCAGAUCCCACAAGUCUCAUCCUCUGCGCAGACCUCACUUUCCCCUCGCGACCAAGCGAACGUUGUGGCGCCGGAGUCGCAGCAGUUGAGAGACGCGAACGUUGAAAGGGUGAAAUCCGGUGAGCGAUCUAGUCCCAAGGACUCUCCCGACGUCGGCAACCAACAACGUAGGCAGACGAUGCCCGCUAGGGAGAGUCCCAACUUUCGUGAUCGCCAGCCAAAUUCGCCCACGGCUCCUGCGUUCCCUCCCCAGGAACGCACUCCAGAAUUAAGGGGUCCCUCUUAUCAUGUUGGGGCGAACGGAGGCGAUAUGCAAUCGCCUGCUUAUAAUCAGUACCCACGCGACUCUCCUCCCGUCGCACGUAGGCCUAAUCCCGACGUCCGUUCCCAGCCCCAACAGCCCUCAGCAACCAGCCAGACCCCACCUGUCGCCCUUACCCGCUCUCCUGACCGCUCGCUGCCCUUUCAAGAAGAGGCUGAGGAUGAUGUUCACCUGAACGGCCAUCAUUCCAAGGUACCAGAUGAUGAUGCAUGGGACGAAGAAGAGGAGACUGAUCAAGAUAUAAGACACGAUAUCGUUUCCCCUGCCCCCUCCUCGGACAUCCACCCAACCGGCCCUCGUUACGAUGUCAGUCGCAUGCACGUGGGCGGUAGGGAGAGUCGAACCGGUCAUCGAGGCGACGAGGUUGUAGAAACGCGGGCCACGCCAAGCGAUGAAGAUGCGUUCACCCCUCGAUCUCCCACGGCAGAGCUGCCAGAGGAUCCUAGCAGAUUCGUCGUGCACGACCACAGCAAAACGAUUCGCGGGCCCAGGCACCGUAAUGGUUCUGCGGAUCAGCUAGGUUAUCGCGUCUUGGAUGCGUCGGCCUUCGUACAGCCAUCCUCAGGCAAGGCACCCGAACCCACCUCGGCUACGUCGGAUCAGAGAUUGGCUGCGACUCAACAAUCUCUCACCGAACGUGCACAAUACGUUCAGCCUAAUAAUAUCAAUAUCAGGCCCAGCGAUCUUCAGAACGGACAGUACUAUUCCAGUCAGAUACUAUCUGAUGACGCGCAGAGCCUUUGGGAACACCCGUCUGCAGAGUAUAUACAAGCUUAUGUGCAGUCCCCGCGUCCUGGUGCUCCUGUUCCUCCCACCCCUCAUAGCCAGACCGCCGCCCCAUCGCCAUCGCCGUUCGUGUCGGGAAUGUAUAGCGAUGCUGCGAAGGAUAUGGCGUUUAGCCCCAUUCCACCUAUUGGCUCCCCGUACCCUUACCCCUUCUCUCAUGUACGUCGCGCUAAUACCUACGCUGGACAACUUCGCAAUCCCCCUCCUCCAUCGUCAACGGGUUACGAUCCCAACCACCCAUCCGUGAUUCAAGAGCAACUCGUCAAGCAAUGGCAGAUCUAUGCUCAAAACAAUCAAGGUCACAUUUCUGACUCUACCUUGUCUCCUUCGUCUACCCCAUACCCGGGAGGGGCGUUUAUCCCCUGGGCUUAUUUACAUACGAAGAAGAUGCUGGGAAUAGACGGGCACGACCCCCGAAGUAUUCAAUCGAGUCCUAGCCACGAGCCAUUGCCAUUGCCACCGAAUCCAGCCGUUGGGCUGAAGAAAAAGGAGGCUACUUCGAAUCUUAGGGUCAAGCCGGAGCCCGUGAGGAAGCCACCACCCAGAGUGGAAAGUACUCAGCCGCGAGACACCAGCCCGGAGCCCUCUACCUCCGGCGAGGAGACCGCUGGCGAAGAAAGAUACACGAUACCACGGGAAGGCACAUGGCUAUCCCAAAAUACCCGCCCUCCUACCGCCGGCGCUGUCGAUGACGAUGCUGAUUGGAUUGACGAGGACGAUGAUCCGGAUGACGAUGAUUUAUUAGAACUAGAAUACCACCCGUCAUUUAUCAAUAACGUUGAAAAGCGCCGCCGCCGCUGGGAUGCGCGAUGGGAAGCUCUAGUUCAAUCGUUCCAAGCACUUGAUCGGCAAACUGAUGCUACGCUUGUUCUGCUCGCUGCGCCGUCCCACUCCUCGUCGAAAAUGUAUUCGAUCACAUCUCGGUCCAUUCGCCGGCAGCCAGCAUGGCGAAAUUCCCCCGCGAUGGCGAAUCUACGAUCGAACUUCCGGCAUAUUGCUGUGCAGCGUCGCGCGACGAGGGUGCAGAGGCCAACUCUAGCUGAUCGCUUGCUGGCGAUGCCUACUACGUCGUCCUCAGGCGGCGACGGGAGCGACGGGAGCAAUGAGUCUAGAGAGGAGGAUCUAAAGAGGGCUCUCGGGACGGCUUUGGGGAGUCUCGGGGCGCUUGGAACUAUCUAUGAACAAAGGGAGGCACGUUGGAAGGACGAGAUGAGGCGGAUUGGUGAAGACAGAGAACGAGUGGAACUUUUACUCAAGCAAGCUCUAGGGGAGGAUGCUUUGAAUAGCUUGCGCUCACCGCACGGUCUAUGA
Molecule: messenger RNA, 2730 nt
Organism: Pleurotus ostreatus (oyster mushroom)
Lineage: Eukaryota; Fungi; Basidiomycota; Agaricomycetes; Agaricales; Pleurotaceae
Exons: 3
Coding region: 1-2730 (909 amino acids)
Source: RefSeq, a predicted model, not a curated record